AGGAAAGCAGAGUUAGAACUGUGGACCGUCUGUAUAUAAGACAACACACACACGUCUCAGAUCAGUCAUCCACAGGCAUCUACAGGUGAACGAGUUCUACAGGUGACAGCUGAGCAGACCAGACAUCGCAUCAUGAAGUGGGCUAUCGUUCUGUGUGCCGUGGUGGCACUCUCGGAAUGCAUCAUCCAGGUGCCGCUGAUCAAGGGGAAGAGUGCCAGGGAGAGCCUGGAGGAGCAGGGUCUGUGGAAUGAGUACAGAGGGAAGUUCCCUUUCAACCCCACCAGGUUUGACGACCAGAACCUAUAUGUCUCCAGCGAGCAGAUGACCAACGACGCUGAUUUGGCUUAUUUUGGAGUGAUCUCCAUUGGAACUCCUCCUCAGUCCUUCACUGUCAUCUUUGACACUGGCUCAUCCAACCUGUGGAUUCCCUCCGUCUACUGCAGCAGCGCAGCUUGCGCCAACCACAACAGGUUCAACCCCRGUUUGUCCUCUACCUUCAAGAAUGCUGGGAAGAGCCUGUCCAUCCAAUACGGCACUGGCAGUAUGACUGGCUUCGAGGGCUUCGACACCGUUGUGGUGGGUGGGAUCCCUGUGAAGAACCAGAUCUUUGGGCUGAGUCAAUCGGAGGCUCCCUUCAUGGCUCAUAUGAAGGCUGAUGGUAUCCUGGGUCUGGCUUACCCCCGCCUGGCAGCCUCUCAGGCCACACCAGUCUUUGACAACAUGAUGACCCAGCAUCUCGUCAACCAGGACAUGUUCUCUGUCUACCUGACUCGGUGAGUGGUCAGAGUGGAG
This is a messenger RNA of Salvelinus sp. IW2-2015, 792 nucleotides long. Its product is annotated as pepsin A-like. The record is from RefSeq and is a predicted model, not a curated record. Gene Ontology annotation, biological process: proteolysis. Gene Ontology annotation, molecular function: aspartic-type endopeptidase activity. Lineage: Eukaryota; Metazoa; Chordata; Actinopteri; Salmoniformes; Salmonidae.